UGCUACUAUCUUAAAAAGACUUAAUAGAAUAUAUAUUUUUUAUGUGAAUCAAUAGUGAAGGUACACCUAAUUCGGUAGCUGGAUUUAAUUUAUAAAUGCCAGUCAAUCAUGACAAUCACGUUCACCAACAUACAAUUUGCCACCCGACCAAUAAUAAAAAUGACAUUAAACUAACCAAUCAUAAGCAAUAGAAAACUUCAACUUCAAGUGCACGACAUGCAUUCAUGCACUAUUAUAGAUCAUGUUCCUUUUUAUUUUCUUCACAAUGCACCAAACAUCAAUCAAAACCAACCUUGUAUGGAAAUCUAGAUACGAGUUAUUCUAGGUUAUGACUCUACUUAUUUGAUUAAAACUUUACAAUUGAGCUGAUUCAGUGUAUGAUUACAAAAUGAAAAUUCGGUCCAUCUUAUAAUUCUAUCUUGCGUGGAAUACUGAGUUGAUAACUAUAACUAUGACUAUGACCAAGUAAAAAUAUAUAGUAUGGCUUUAUCAAAGCUAAUCCUUUUGACACACCUAAUCCCUUCACAAGCACAUUUCUUAAUAUCUUCUCUAGGAAAUUAAAAACUCUACACUUAAGUAGUUAGCUAGAUAGCUAGCCAUCCAAUUUAACAAAUGAAUCCAUGUUUCAUUUAGUAUGGCUUUAUCCAAGCUACACCAACUAACAACAUGCUCCUCCAAUAACAUCAUAAUACUUCUUUUGCUCUUCAUUUCCCUUCCUAUCUUAAUCUUCAAGUUUAGUACCACAAUCUUGUCCAAUCCUAAUCAAUUCAUUGAUUCCAUCCUCUUCCAAACAACACAAUCUCACCCUCAAGCUUCUGAUCUUCAUUCAAACCCAUUAAUAUUGCUCAAGAUCAUCCUUGAAAACCACAUACCACAGCCUCAAAACCAAUCCUUCAAAUUGGGUUUCAUCAACUUUGAUCAAAAUCUAGAUCACCAAAAUGGGUUUAAAGAGUCUAUGAUCAUAAGUUUCGAGUCAGUUUCGUCAAAUGUAACAUGGGAUAAACUGUUUCCAAAGUGGGUAAAUGAAACAAACCAGCAAGGGGAAGAUUUGUGUCCUAAGAUGCCAAUGCCUGCGCCAGAUAAGUACAUUGGGCUAGAUGUUGUGGUGGCAAAACUGCCAUGUGGGGAUGAACAAGAAGAGGUUGAUAGUAAUGGGAAGAGGAGAAAAGAAGGAAUCAGAGAUGUGAAUAGAUUACAAGUAAGUUUGGCAACUGGGAAUAUUGUGGUUGAGAAUGGGAUGAUUAAUAAAGGGAAGGAUGUGUAUGCUGUGUUUAUUGCUAAGUGUGAGCCCAUGGUGGAGUUAUUUAGGUGUGAGGAUUUGGUAUGGCAUAGUGGGGAUUAUUGGGUGUAUAAACCAAAUAUAUAUAAGUUGAAGGAGGUUAUUAGUAUGCCUUUGGGGAGUUGUGCUCUUGCUCAUCCAAAUCAUCCACAUUCAGGUAAUGAACACUUAGAAGCCCAAAGGAGAAAUGGAGUCCAAAAUUAUGAUACAAGAUCAGCAAGAGAAGCUUAUGUUACGGUUCUCCACUCUUCCCAAGAUUAUGUUUGUGGAGCAAUAGCUCUAGCCCAAAGCAUCCUCCAAACAAACACCACCAAAGAUCUAGUCCUCCUUGCAGGCCACACCAUUUCUAAUACUUCCAUCAUAGGCCUACAAGCCGUGGGUUGGAAGGUUAUACGAAUUGGUCGAAUCAAGAGUCCUAAUGCCAAAAUCAAUGCUUAUAACAAGUGGAAUUAUAGCAAACUUCGAGUAUGGCAAUUGUUCGAAUACACCAAACUCAUGUUCAUCGACUCUGAUUUCUUAGUACUACGUAACAUAGACCAUCUUUUUAACUACCCACAACUAUCGGCUGCUCCUAAUUAUAACGACAAAUUGAUAUUCAACUCGGGAAUUAUGAUUCUAGAACCAUCCAAGUAUUUUUUUAACUAUCUUAUGAACAAACGUUACACUCUUAUGUCGUACAAUGGGGGUGACCAAGGAUAUUUGAACGAGGUUUUCACUUGGUGGCACAGGUUAUCGGUUAAGGCCAACUAUAUGAAGGAUUAUAUCGAAGAAGAUAGUGAUCGACUUGUUCCUAAGGAUCGAUACACGAUUCAUUUCCUAGGGAUAAAGCCAUGGUUAUGUUACAGAGAUUAUGAUUGUAAUUGGGAUAGUAAGAUAUAUCAUAGAUUUGCAAGUGAUGAUGCACAUCAAAUAUGGUGGAAACUCUAUGAUACAAUGCCUAAGGAGUUGCAAAAAUAUUGUGGGAUGACAGUAAAACAGGAUCAAAGUGUACGCUAUAAAAGAGCAAUGGCUAAACAGGCUAAUCUUUCUGAUGGGCAUUGGAUGAUUGAGAUUAAGGAUCCUAGACAAUAUCAUUUAGUGGAGUCUAUUAAUGUGGAUCUUGCAUCCCCAUAAAUGAUCAAUCAUUCAGAUAUAUCUUAUCCAGUGUAUCUCGCUCAUAAAAACUAUAGUCAGGUUCUGAAAAGGGAUGAAAGACGACAACCCAUACCUAUAAAUGAUCAAUGCUAGUUUCAUUUUUUGUUGUAGUGAUGUAAUUGCUAAUGUGAAACUAUAAAUUAGUCAAAGAAACAACAAAUUAAUCAAAACAUUUUUGGGAUGAAAAAUUAAUUAAUGACUAGUUGCUAUUCCA
Messenger RNA from Amaranthus tricolor (Joseph's coat), 2627 nucleotides. RefSeq names its product putative UDP-glucuronate:xylan alpha-glucuronosyltransferase 5. Lineage: Eukaryota; Viridiplantae; Streptophyta; Magnoliopsida; Caryophyllales; Amaranthaceae. The record is from RefSeq and is a predicted model, not a curated record. Gene Ontology annotation, biological process: xylan biosynthetic process. The transcript has 2 exons. Gene Ontology annotation, molecular function: glycosyltransferase activity. Bases 635 to 2392 code for a protein of 585 amino acids.